Molecule: messenger RNA, 2084 nt
Organism: Temnothorax curvispinosus
Lineage: Eukaryota; Metazoa; Arthropoda; Insecta; Hymenoptera; Formicidae
Gene: Rho1
Product: ras-like GTP-binding protein Rho1
Exons: 5
Coding region: 817-1458 (213 amino acids)
Biological process (GO): small GTPase-mediated signal transduction; cell migration
Molecular function (GO): GTPase activity; GTP binding
Source: RefSeq, a predicted model, not a curated record
AUGAGAUAAUACGAGGCGUCACCGGCGCGAAAGGGGUGAACUUUUGCAUCGGAAGCUUUAUUCCCCCCCCCUUUGUUGUUGCCAUUUAGUAAAGCCCCGACACAUCACUAUCGCUAUCUCUAUCGCCUACUUGCAUUAUGUCUGGGGCUUAAACCUCUUGAGUCAAUCGCUCUUUUUGACAGCUCUUUUUUCCGUGACGAGCAAUCACAUUUCAGAUUCGUUGUUGAGCAUUUGAUGAGCGAUGUCGUGAUUGCCUUUGAAUUUCUGUGGGACUCCGUACAGCGUAUUGUUACUUUUGUAUAUGAGUAUGAGCGUACAGUGCACCACCGGAUUCGAUUUACGCUUUGUCGGAUGGUUCUAUUUUCUAAAGGAUACAUACAAUGUUUGAUAUUGCAUGCCUAACAACGAGUUAAUCUACCAAUCUCUUGUCUCUCUUAUUUUUUGUUUGUUUGCAUGUAGUCUCUUGACGGAUUAUCACUUUGUUCCCGAUGCAUAAGGUACAGUCUUUGGUCGAGGAGAAUUUGGUAAAUGUGGCACUUGAGUGUAGCACCAAUCGAUAUAAAGGGGCACAACUAUCGAUGUUACAUUUCGUAUGUCAUGCCGUCAUUCCUUUGGAUGUAUAGUAAAAUAUUGAAGACCCUACCUUAUGUGCGUGUGUUAGCGAGAGCCACAACGAAUGUAAUACUCCAUAUAUCUCGAUUUAAAUGUGUGCUUGAGUCGUCGAAUACGAUGGCAUAAGGAACUAUUAUACUCGGUCACUGGCGGUCCUGCUGAAAAACCUCGUAGCACAUAGACGCUGAAAGAAAGACUAAAAACAUGGGAUGCAACGUGUGCCGAUGCUUCGGUCCACGCAAUACGAGGUACCCUGGAUCAGGAUUCAUGGCAGCCAUCAGGAAGAAGUUGGUUAUUGUGGGCGACGGUGCUUGUGGUAAAACAUGUCUACUCAUAGUGUUCAGCAAAGACCAGUUUCCUGAGGUGUACGUACCGACGGUAUUCGAGAACUAUGUCGCCGAUAUCGAAGUGGAUGGCAAACAGGUGGAACUGGCUCUUUGGGACACAGCUGGACAAGAAGACUACGAUAGGUUGCGUCCGUUGUCGUAUCCAGACACGGACGUUAUCCUAAUGUGCUUCUCCAUCGACAGUCCCGAUUCCUUGGAGAACAUUCCCGAGAAGUGGACACCCGAGGUGAAGCACUUCUGCCCGAACGUGCCCAUUAUUCUUGUGGGAAACAAAAAAGACUUGCGCAAUGAUCCUAACACUAUCAAGGAGCUCAGCAAGAUGAAGCAGGAGCCGGUCAAGCCCGAGGAGGGUAGAGCUAUGGCCGAGAAAAUCAACGCUUUCGCCUACCUUGAGUGUUCCGCCAAGAGCAAGGAAGGUGUGAGAGAAGUUUUCGAAACAGCAACCCGAGCUGCAUUACAAGUAAAGAAGAAGAAGAGGGGAAGAUGUAGGCUUCUUUAAGAUGUUAUGACAAGUGAGCCCGUAACACAGGCAAAAUUAUGGAAUUGCGGAACUAGCUGCAAAGAAGCUAAUCGUAAUGCCGUAGGUUCCCAGCGGAAAUCAUGAUAUAACGUCUUAUCUUUAAUUAUUUUACAUAAUAAAACAAGUCUACACAGCAGCAAAAAAAAUUAGUAAAAAAAAAAUAAAAGGUGCAUCUACAGAUACACAUAUAAUAAUAUUAAUACGUGGCGAUCGCAGCGCAGAGAAAUGUGCGCUGGUCGAUUAAGAUCCGAGUUAAAAACGAAACAUUCGUCGAUUUUUAUCACUGAGAUAUAAGUAUACCGGAGAGGGCACUGGCUCGGCUGGCGCGAGCCGAGAGAGAGAUAAAUUUAUGGGAUUGCUGUCCUUUGUCGUACAGUCAAGUUAGUAAGUUUUGAUCGUUUUAUGGGGCGGUUUGCAGGGUUCGGAUCACUUCGGAUAAACAUCAAUAACUUUUGGUCCAACUUGUACUGCGAGUGAUAUGUGCAUGCAUCGAAACUAUUAAAGAGAGAGAGAGAGCGAGAGACACAAUAUCUAUCUGUCUCAGGAUCAUUUUCUGUCUAUGAUCGUAGCAUGACAGUGCCCACUCCGGUGUAUUUAUCUCAGUG